This is a messenger RNA of Ctenocephalides felis (cat flea), 1635 nucleotides long. RefSeq names its product DIS3-like exonuclease 2. Gene Ontology annotation, cellular component: P-body; exosome (RNase complex). Gene Ontology annotation, biological process: miRNA catabolic process; mRNA catabolic process. Gene Ontology annotation, molecular function: 3'-5'-RNA exonuclease activity; RNA binding. The record is from RefSeq and is a predicted model, not a curated record. Lineage: Eukaryota; Metazoa; Arthropoda; Insecta; Siphonaptera; Pulicidae.
AUGGACAAGUUUUACCCAAGUGUUCCCUUUAAAAUACCUCAAACAGAAAUUAGUAAACGUGUAGACUAUCGGGACAAAUGUGUCUUUACAAUUGAUCCUUUAACCGCCAAAGACUUAGAUGAUGCUCUGUCUUGCGAGGAAUUAGACACGGUAUGUAAAAUCGGCGUGCACAUUUCUGAUGUUAGUUAUUUUUUAAAACCCGACAACGACUUGGACAAAGCCGCAGCUUUUAAGGCUACUUCAUACAUGGUCGAAAGCGUUUAUCACAUGCUGCCUAAAAAUUUGUGCAUGAUGUGCUCUUUGUUACCAGGACUUGAUCGGUUGAGUUUUUCUGUGUUUUGGGAAAUGACCAGACAGGGUGAGGUUGUCAGUUCGGAGUUUCGCAAAACUGUUAUAAAUUCUUGUACGCAAUUAGCGUAUGAACACGCCCAAGAAAUGUUGGAGGCCUGUGAUGACCAGGAAUUGGAUUGCACAAAGUUUCCUGCAAUUUUACACGACUACAAACUGUCUUAUUUAACCCGUUUGGUUAAAAUAUUGCAAAGCAUAGCUUUGCAAUUGAGACAAAAGCGUUUCCACAACGGAGCUUUGAGGAUAGAUCAACCCAAACUAAGUUUCAAACUAAACCCGCAAACGUCCCUACCAGAAUCCUUUGCCAUCCAGCAACUACAAGACAGCAACAAACUCAUCGAAGAAUUCAUGCUCUUAGCAAACAUAACAGUAGCACAACAUCUGUACCAAAAUUUACCACAAACAGCAUUCCUGCGAGCCCAUUUGGAACCACAACCAAGAAUGCUGAAGGAUCUACAAGACUUCCUAAAAUCUGUCGGCGUCACUUUGAAUAUCGAAUCAUCCAAAUCCAUCCAGCAAUCUUUACUCAGCAUCGAACAAAAAUUAGACCAGGAAGUUGUCCAGGGGUGUUGCUGGUUUGUAAAUAAUCUUUGCUCUAAGGCGAUGACCAGGGCUCAUUAUUUUUGUGUGGGCAAAGUCGAUGAGGAGGAAUUGCGACAUUAUGCCUUGAGUGUAGAUCGGUAUACACUUACGAGCCCUAUUAGGAGAUAUGCUGAUAUUGUAGUACACAGACAACUGGCUCAUGUUUUGGGAAUCGAGAAGUAUGAGCACGAAUUUAAGGAUUUGGAACAGGUUGCUGGACAGUGCAAUAAAAAUAAAUACAAUGCUAAGAGAGCUGGUGAGAUGAGCUGCGAAUUGUACUUAAGUCUUUACAUCGUCAAAAAUUCACCACUUGUCGAAGAUGCUGUGAUUUUAGACAUUAAGGAUCGUUCCAUCGACGUUAUAAUUAUCAGGAUGAAUCUUAACAAGAGGAUUUAUUACGAGUCCUUCAUCCAUGCAAAGUACGAACCGAUAUUCAAUUCCUCCAAAAAGAAAGUAAUCUCUUGCAACGUUCAAUGGGAUAAAAAUAUCCUACAAGAAAAAUUCGUCACAGAAUACUAUCAAAAAUCGCUCCUGAAUUCUUCGAAAGCCAAAGACAACAAAAAUACUCAACAAAAGACUCCUAGAUCUCUCGAAAAUGCAAGAUUUAGUGACAUCAGAAGUCUGAAAUUGUUUAAUAAAGUUAAAGUAGUGGUUUGUGGAAAUUGUAAUAACUUAUUGUCGACUGAAGCAUUUUUAUUACCUUGA